AUGGAGGAGGCGCAACGGAAGGCGGACGAGAUGCUGGCGGAGCUGCAGGCGGGGAGCGGGGCGGAGGAGAAGGCGGAGCGGAUGGAGGCGGCGAUGGAGUAUCUGGCGGGCCUUCCGCCCGACGUGCGCGCGACCGUGCUGCCCGACGCGCUGCCGCGCCUGUUAGAGCUUCAGGCGGACUCCACGCUCUUCUACCGCCUCGGCUCCACCAUCAAGCACCGCGACGCCGCUGCGCUCAUCGCCUCCGCGCUCACCGCCAUCAUCCGCGCCUGUCCGCCCAUGCCGCUCCCCGCGCCUUCCGCCGCCUCCGCGCCCCCCGCGCCGUCCCCUGCUACUGCUGCGGCGCUCACGCCUCUCCCCGCGCGCCUGGCCCCCGCGGCUGUGGCGACCACCAAGGUGGUCAAGCACGCCAUCUCCGCUGCUGCCGCCCUCGUCAAAGGCGCCUUCGCUGCUGUCACUCCCGUUACAGACGAGUCCCAGCCAUGGUCAGAAGCAUGGGAGCAGGUAGCAGUGCUGGUGCGGCUGAUAAGGGACCUACUGCCAGGCCAGUACCCGGACAGCGUGCGCGUGCAUGCAGUGGGCUUCACAGAGAUGCUCGUGCUGCUCGGCCGACCAGGCGGCAAAACUGCUGCUUCUUCUUCUUCAGCUGCUGCUGGUAGUGGUGGUGGUGGUAACGGCAGCAGUGGGCAGAACGGGAGCAGCGGAAGGGAUGGGGUCGAUGGCACAGACAUGGCAAACGGAGUGCUACAUCUCCCAGACCCUGACUCCGACCCGUGGCUUAAAGCCCAGUCCCUCGCCUCCCUCUCCGCGCUCACCGCUCUCCUGCAACCCCCAGUAGUAGCCUCGCUCUCCCCCCCGCUCCUCCUCACGCUCACCAGCAGCCUGGCCGGCAUCGCCCGCCGCUGCCCCGCUCUUUACAGUCACAUCGUGCCGGCUCUGGUGGGGAUUGUGCCGCCCACUGCCACGUCAGCAGUGUCGGCACCGGUGGUGGUGCCGAGUGGGGAGGAGAGUGGGUGUGGGGUGGUGCAGCAGCUGCUGCAGGCGUCGGGGAGUGUGAGGCAUGGUGUGCGGGCGGCGCUGCUUGUCAUGUUGCGGCUCAUGCCGCUCGCUCCAGGCGGGAUGAAGUGGCGGGACUGCUUGACGUCGCUCCUGAAGGAGUCGCUGGGAGCAGGGGAGGCUGUCGACUCGUCUCUAAGGCACAUCGACCGCUCCCUUCGCAACUCUGCUGCAGCUGCCUCUGCAGCCGCAGCUGCCGCCGCCGCCGCCGCUGCUGCUGAUGGUCCCUCUGGUGCUUCUGGUGCUUCUGUUGGUGGUACUGGUGCGGGUGGGAAUGGUGGUGGGGCUGGGAGUGGUGCUGCUACUGCUGCUGGUGGGGGUGGUGGUGGGGGCGAGGGAGCAGCAGCAAAGGUGUCUGCAGGGUCAGGGAAGGUUGCUGGUCGACCUGCUGAUCCACGGGCCAAGGCAGCAGGAGUGAAGAGAGCGAGGGGUGCACCUGCUGACACAGGGGCUGCUGCAACCCCACCAGGCACCACCACAGCCACCGCUGCCGGUGCUGCUGGUGGCACUGCCUCCGGUGCCCGUGGUCCCGAUGCUGCUGCUGCUUCUACUGCGGCAGAUGCAGCUGCUAACACAACCGGCGGUGCUGCCACAGGUGGUGCUGCUGGCGCCCGUGCAUCAGAGGCCGUUGAUGACGCUGCAACACGAGACUCCAAGCGCAUCCGACCGUCCACGUCUGCCCAAGCCAGCACAGCCACUCCUGCUGGUAAUGCACCAGCAACAGCAGCAGGAGCAGGACGAGCAGGAGGAGACGGGAGCACAGCCGCAGCAGCAGCAGCGGCAGCAGCAGCAGCAGCAGCAGCAGAGGCAGUAGCCGUGGACCCAUCAGCAGCCACUCUGCCAGUGGAGCAGCUGGUAACCCUACUGAGUGCGCUGGUGGCGCGGGGCAGCGAGGGCAUGCUAGCUGUAGACGCACUCAUUGCCUCGCUGCCCCCCGGCAUGCUGGCCGACCUCGUCAUUGAGUUCAUGCAGCACCUCCCUCCCUCUCCCCCUCCCGCUGCUUCCGCUGCUGGCGCUGCUGGCGGUGCCGAAGGCACUGCUGCUGGUGCUGGUGCUGCUGGUGAUGGUGCAGGUGCAGGUGGUGGUGGUGGUGGUGGUGAGGAGGGAGUGGUGGAUGGUGAUGGGAAGAGGGAGGCUAGCAGGGGGGCAGCUCGUCGCCAUGACCCUCGAAGAGUGAAGGCGAAGGCAGAGGACAACACUGAUGGUGGUGCUGCUGCUGUAGCAGGCACAGUGAAGGAUGAGCAAGGGCUACAGCCGCCGCUACAUCCGACAGCAGACAGGACAACAGACGCCACCCGCCCCAAACCAGAAGACGCCGCCAUGCAGACCGACCUCUCUGCGUCCACUGCUGCCGAUACAUCUUCUAUUGUGCUCACUACUACCACUGCUGCUCCUUCUGCUGCUGCUGCUGCUAUCUCUGGUGCGUUGGUGCCGGUACCGUCCACCCCUGUGGGCCCUCCAGCCACUCCUCUCUCUCCCCGCCUUGCAGCCUACCUCUCCGUCCCUCGCACACCCAUUGCCCUCGUUCCGCUCUCGCCCCCCCAGCUGGCAGCAGCGCAGCAGGCAGCGGUGUGCAGAGUGGUGGGAGGGGGGUGCAGAGCGGUGCUGCUGGGUGAAGCAGGGUUGUGGGUGGUGCUGCUGGUGGGCAUGGUGAGAGGAGCAGAGGAGGAGGAGCAGCAGCAGCAGGUGCUGGAUUCGCUGCUGAACUACCUGCUGGCAGACUACAACCGGGUCAAGGGCUCGCACGUUGUUGUGCUCUCCGUGCUGCAUGCUCUCGCACUGGGCUGGACCUCUCCUCCCCUCCCUCCUGAGAAUUCCCAUAUGGACUAUUUCUUACUCCUACCCCUUGCCCCCCGUCAUUCCCGUUUCCCCACACACCAGGGCUCUCAACCCUUUACACUGUUGUCCCGCUCACCCACCCCACCGUUCUUUCCCUUUCCUCUCCCCCUAUCCCCCUUUACUCCUCAUCUGCUCCCGGUCCCGGGCCUAUUUCGCUCUUACCCCGCCAUACCCCCCCCCGUACCCACCCUGCAGCUGAGAUCCCUCCUCUCGCCCUCAUCCGCUGCUGCUGCUGCUGCACCGGGCGGCCUCAAGUCCCUCCUGCUGCCUCUCUUCGUGGAAGCACCCUUCCUCCCACCCGCGCUGCUCAACCUGCUGGGGCAGGCGUGUGGAUUGGAGGGGCUUGGACGGAAGGAGGGUGAUGGGGGGAUUGGGGGCGGAAGGGGGUCUGAGACUGGAAGGAAGAGGAGAUUAGAAGAGAGGGGAGAUGGGGAGGAGGAGGGGGGAAACACACGGGAGGUGGAAGGAGGAGGAGAGAGGGGAGGAGGGGAAGGCGAGGCAGGAGGAAAAGGGGAGGGAAGAGAGGGAGGAGAGGCAGGAGAGGGGAGAGAUGGGGGAGAGGGAGGGGAAGCAGAAAACGAACCGGAGGGACCAAGAUCAGAAGAAGAGCUGAAGCGAGUGAAAGAGUCCCUCGUAGUCCUCUGGCGGCUGCUGGUCCUACGCCCGCCCGUGCGCAGGCGAUGCCUAGCCAUGGCGCUGCAGUGUGCAGUGCACCCGCACGCGGACAUCCGCUCCAAGGGCGUGGCACUGGUGGCCAACCGCCUGCACGCCCUGCCCUACCUCACCCUGCCCAUCGAGCGGUAUGCGCUCAAGCAGCUGCUGUCGCUGCCUGGCUUGGCGCUGCCGGCACCUGCUGGUGCUGCUGCUGCUGCUGCAGUUGCCGGUGCUGCCUCUGCUGCUGGGGCUGGUGCUGCUGGUGGUAGUGAUGCUGCUGGUGCUGCGGGUGGUGCGGGUGGUGCUGAUGGGAAGGAAGGAGUGGGAGGGGAGCAAGGGGGGGUAGCAGGGGAAGCGGGGCAGGCAGGCGAGGGAGGGGCAGCAGGGCAAGCAGGUGGGGGUGGGGGAGGGGGAGCGGCGCAGCUGUCAGGGGAGCAGCAGAAGGCAGUGGGGCACGAGGUGGAGAGGCGACUGGCACUCUUCUGUGCGCUCUGCUCCCGGUGUACCACCCUGCUCGCGCACGUUCCCUUCCGGUCACACUCCCAUCACCUCCCCUCUGCUUUUCCGUUCACAGAGGCAUCCCUACUGGCGGAGUUCUUCCGGGUAUUCGGGCAAGUCAACCCCAUGGCCAAGCGGGUCAUACCCGUGAGACCAUCCCUACUGGCGGAGUUCUUCCGGGUGUUCGGGCAAGUCAACCCCGUGGCCAAGCGGGUCAUGCUGAGAGACCUGCUGCCGCCCAUGCUCGCCACACUCCCCCCCACCACGCCCGACCUCCUCACACUCAUCUCCAACCCCCCAGAGGGUUCAGUGCGCCUACUGCUCAAGCUGCUGCACUGUGUGGCGGACACACCGCGCCCGUCCGCCCCUCCCCAGCCCUUCAUUGCUGCAGUCAAAACCCUUUCUGCUGCCAGGCCUGCGGAACCUGAACUCCUCAUUCCCAUCCUGCCCUUCCUCUCCAAAAACGAGGCACUGGAGGUGUUUCCCCGCCUGCUGCAUCUGCCUCUGGAGCUCUUCAAAAUCGCCCAGGACCGGCUGCUGCAGGUGAGAGUGAGGCAGGGUGGUGCAGGUGAGAGGGAGAGAGCUGUGCAGGGCUCCCCUCACACGCCGCCACCGCUAACAGCAGUGGAGCUCAUGACAACACUGCAUGCCGUGCAGCCCAAGAGGGACAACGUGCCGCUGAAAAAGAUCAUGGCCGUGUGUUCCUUCUGCAUCUCCCAGCGCGCCAUCUACACACAGCAAGUCAUUGCCAAAGUGCUCAACCAGCUGGUCGGACAGACGCCCCUCCCCAUGCUCCUCUUCCGCACCGCCAUGGAGUCUGUUGCAGCCUUCCCUGACAUUGCAUCAUUUGUGGCGGACAUUCUUUCGCGUCUCAUAACCAAACAGGUGUGGAGAGCGCAUCCUCAGCUGUGGCUGGGCUUCAUUAAGUGCUGCCUCGUUACAAAGCCACUCUCCUUCCCUGUUCUCCUACAACUGCCAGCAGCACAGUUGGAGGAUGCGCUGAAUCGAGAACCAUCGCUGCGCCCCGACCUCGCAGCACAUGCCGCGCAACCAUCUGUGCAGCCCUCCGUUCCCCGGUAUGCACUCUGUUUUUAG
Closterium sp. Naga37s-1 is the source of this 5142-nucleotide messenger RNA. The record is from the annotation of a GenBank genome assembly. Lineage: Eukaryota; Viridiplantae; Streptophyta; Zygnematophyceae; Desmidiales; Closteriaceae.